GAAAUUCAAAUUUAUUCCCAAACAUUUGUAUUGUUUUGAAUUUUAAAAUUUAAUAAAAUUAAUGAAAUAUAGAGUAUUUAAAUAAGAUAGGCAUUUAAAGAUAAUAACAGAAUCAAGCAAGAAUGGAUAGUGAUGCUGAGAAGCUAGCAAGUUUAAGAGAUAAAUAUGGACCGUCUGUUAAAAAUUGGCUCUUAAAACAUAAGCCUGAAGAAAGUCAAGAAAAGUACGAGGCUUUUUUAAAAUUUGAUGACAUGCUGUGUGGACGUUUACAGCCAUCAAGAAAAUACAGAGUUGAUAGUAUGGAAAUGAUGCUUAAAAAGAUUUUUCCAAAUGCUGAUUUUAUAGUUCUAAGUGACAGCGAUGAUGAAAACAAUAAUGAAGAAAGUUCACUAUUAACAGAGAUCAUUGUGGAUAAUGAAAAUGCUAUAAAUGAAGAAAUUUCGAAAUGUCUACAUCACGAAUUCAACGACGAUAGCUCUGUUGAUGAUGUUUUGGUGCCACUAUUGAAAAAGAACAUUUCCGAAAAAAAUAUUCCUGUUGAACCGAAGAAAAUAAAAGCUCGAAGACCAUCAAUGUGCGUGCCAUCAAUAGCUGAAUACUCUAUUAAAACACAAAAACUACCGCCAUCAUCAGCAUAUGCCAAGAAGUCUAAAAUAGAUAAACCAGCUCUCUCCUUAAACUACAAAGAAACAAAGCCGAUCGUUAAAGCUCCAUAUGAUCCCAAAGAAGAGGCAAUAAAAUUAAAUAAUAUAAAAGAAAAAAUAUACUGUAAGAAAUUUUUAAAGCUCGAUGAUCAAAAAAAGGAAGUUAAAAACGAGGUGACAGCUAAAAAAGAUGAGAAGGUGACUGUUAAGGAAGAAGAAAAGAAGAAAGCUCAAAAUAAUUCACUAGCUUCAACUUCGUCAGAAGUGAAAUUGCAGAAAAAGUCACCAUUAAAGGUAAAGCAACGUUCAAAUUCCUUGAUCUCUGAAGUUAUUGAAUUGUCAGAAAGUGACGAUGAAUUCAAAAAAAUCCCAAUAUUAAAAACAUGUAGACCUGUCAGGCAAUGCUGGCGACCAGUCUAAGUAUUAACAAUUGGGAUAUUUUGUACUUAAAAAAUUUAAUUUAUAAGUUGAUUUAAUAAUAAAAUAAUAUACAUUGAUAAAAAUA
Chironomus riparius is the source of this 1149-nucleotide messenger RNA. The record is from the annotation of a GenBank genome assembly. NCBI's taxonomy places the organism in Eukaryota, Metazoa, Arthropoda, Insecta, Diptera, Chironomidae.